This is a messenger RNA of Sporothrix schenckii 1099-18, 759 nucleotides long. RefSeq lists its product as uncharacterized. NCBI's taxonomy places the organism in Eukaryota, Fungi, Ascomycota, Sordariomycetes, Ophiostomatales, Ophiostomataceae. Bases 1 to 759 code for a protein of 252 amino acids. The transcript has a single exon. The record is from RefSeq and is a predicted model, not a curated record.
AUGAUCGUGCGGAUCAUGGGCGCCCUCGACGUCCUCGCCCACCAGCGUCACAUUCCGCACGGGCGACCGCACAGACGCCACGCCGCGAGCCUUGAGGUACGGUGCCGCGGGAGGCGCACGCAGCAGGCCCGACACAGCGGCCAAGUCCGCUCCCAGCAAACAGGUGCCGUGGUGCAGAGCCCGUCGGUUCGUCAGCUUGUACGCCGAUCCGGAGAUCUUGUACUCGCCGACGUCGUCCGCACUACCGGACCCCACCACAAUGUCGUGCCGCUCGUUGACCCGUGCGCUGGUGACACCGAGCGUCUGCAGGGCGCGUGCAACCAUCAGUGCAUGCUGGUCGCGGUCGAAGCCGGCCGCCGGAAUGUGCACGCUCCAGUUGGCAUUGCCGGCGUCGUGGUACACCGCGCCGCCACCGGAGCGGCGGCGGACCAGCUGCACGUCGCCGAGCGGCGGUGCUUGUGGAACACCUGUGGGCCGUGCCCGUGCCGACAGCUGGUUGAGGUUCACCUCGGCCCAGGGGUUCUGGUUGCGGCCGAUGACGACGCACGGCGCAUUGCGGUACAGCAGCAGCAGGCGGCUCUGCGGGUGCGCACGCUCAAAGAGCCGGUGCUCAAUGGCCAGGUUGGCAUACGGAUUGCGGCCGACCGAGUGCACAACAUGCACAACAGGCUGGGUCUGUUCCUCGUCCGGAGGUUGGCUGACGCGGUCGAGCAGUCUGUCGAGCUCGCCGGCGCCGGUGGUCAGCCAUCGUGGUGCUGA